Lolium rigidum is the source of this 1138-nucleotide messenger RNA. RefSeq names its product chlorophyll a-b binding protein 7, chloroplastic-like. The record is from RefSeq and is a predicted model, not a curated record. Gene Ontology annotation, cellular component: membrane. Gene Ontology annotation, biological process: photosynthesis, light harvesting in photosystem I; response to light stimulus. NCBI's taxonomy places the organism in Eukaryota, Viridiplantae, Streptophyta, Magnoliopsida, Poales, Poaceae. The coding region runs from base 13 to 963 and encodes 316 amino acids. The transcript has 5 exons.
CUCACCGCCGGCAUGUCUCCCCUCGUUCUCCGCACCUACUCCCCGCCGUACACCGCCGGUGCCAUCUGCCGGCGGAGGCGGAAGCGACCAAGGCGCAGCGUGUCGGUGCGUGCGUCGUGGCAGGAGCUGGCGGGGGUGCUGGUGUUCUCCGCCGUCCCCUUCACCGCCGUCAAGGCCCUCGCCGGCAGCCCCCUCGGCGCCCGCCUCCGCCGCCGCCUCGAGGCCAGGAAGGCCUCCGCCGCCGCAGAGGCAGACGCCCUCCGCGCCGCCGCCCGCCAAGCCCGCCGUUCCAGCUUUUGGUAUGGUGGAGCUCGGCCGCGGUGGCUCGGCCCCAUCCCGUACGACUACCCUGAGCAUCUGGACGGGGAGUUCCCGGGCGAUUACGGGUUCGAUAUCGCAGGUCUGGGCAGGGAUCCCGUUGCUUUCGCAAACUACUUUAACUUUGAGAUCUUACAUUGUCGAUGGGCCAUGCUUGCUGCUCUUGGUGUUGUUGUUCCUGAGCUGCUAGAUCUAUUCGGGAUAGUGCAUUUUGUUGAGCCUGUCUGGUGGAAAGUUGGUUAUGCAAAACUUCAGGGUGAUACUCUUGAUUACCUUGGGAUUCCUGGGUUCCGAAUUGCUGGUGGUCAAGGCAUCAUCGUCAUUGCUAUCUGUCAAGUCCUUUUGAUGGUUGGGCCAGAAUAUGCGAGAUAUUGUGGGAUCGAGGCGCUAGAACCCUUGGGAAUAUACCUUCCUGGGGACUUAAAUUACCCAGGUGGAGCACUCUUUGAUCCCUUGGGGCUGUCCAAAGACCCUGUUGCGUUUGAAGAACUCAAGGUGAAGGAGAUCAAGAACGGUCGCCUGGCAAUGGUUGCCUGGAUUGGAUUCUACGUCCAGGCAGCUGUAACCGGCAAGGGCCCUGUGCAGAACCUCAUUGAACACUUGUCGGAUCCACUCCACAACAACAUUUUAUCCAGUUUUCUUUGAGGGAAUUAGACUGCAAUAUCAUUACUUGUGUACAGCAUUUCAUCAGUUUGUAAUUACUAGGAAAUUACUAUAGUGAGCAAGUAUUUCUUGCACACACACGGUUAUAUGCAGUUCCAAGAAAUCCAGCCUAUUACUGUUCAACAAUGAGAACCUCAUUGAACACUUGUCAGAUUUA